GCCUCGCAGCGAAGACGAAAGUCAAAUUAGCAGCAGGCCAGCACGGCAGCACCAGCCGCGGCCGCCGCCGGAGUCGGAGAAGCUGAAGCGGCAGCUCGCCCGCCUCUGUGACCUCGUUUCCACCUGCGGACCUGCCUGCUCCCCCACCUCGUAAGCAAGCAACUCCACACGCAGGCCUUAGUCUCCUGCAAGCCCCAGGCCGCCCUGCGCACCGCAGGAACCCGGGCCGUCGCCGCGGCGGCAGCUGGCGCGGAAGGACGAGAAGCACCUCCUUCUCGGGCUCUGCACAGUGAAUAAGACGAUUCGACGAUGGGAACAGGAGGAGCGAGGAUGUGAAUUGGAUAAGAGUCGCAAAUCCACCGCUAGGAGCGGAGCAGCAAAUGGCGCCGCCGCCGGAGUGGCAGAAGCGGCGGCUCACCCGCCUCUGCGACCUCGUCGCCGCCUCCCUUCUCCCCCACCUCGAAGCCGAAACAUUGCCGCCACGUCAGCUCACGCGGGAGGACGAGCGGCGCCUCCUCCUCGUGCUCUCCAAGGUAAACAAGGCAAUUCUAGGAUGGAGCCAGGAGGAAGAGGAGGAGGAGCAGCGACGAUGUGAAUCCGAUCAGGAAAUUUUUUCAUGUUCCGGAGAAGUUCAUAGUUGUUGUUUACCACCUGGACAGCAUCCACAUGAUGGAUUUGGCUGCCUGGCAAAUGUGGUCUCCAUAUUGGUUGGUGUCCUUGGUUUCUGCAGUGGCUAUGUCAAACACUCAGCUGGCAAUGUUCUGGUUUCCAUAUCCAGUACCCUAAUUAAGUUUGAUUCUAUUUGGAUUCAGUUUAUUGAGCUUGUCUGGGCAGCUAUACAUGCAGAAUCAAAAUGUGUUCAUAACGCUUUACAUUCUACAACUGACUCCAACAAUGAGGAUAUUACUAGUUCAAGCACCAGUAUCACAAGCUUCAUGAUAGUACUUAAUGAGCGUUGUCUCGAUAUCAGUGAGCAAACCAUGUCCAGUCUCUUUCGAGUAUUACAUGCUAUCUUAAAGUUCCUUAAACACAGCGACAGUGAACUGAAAGAUGACUUCAUUUGUCUGUCCAUUCAUCAUAUUCAGAACAUGCCUUCGGUUACUUUCCAUCCAUUACAUACCGGAGAAAUUGUCAACCGUGUCAAGGAUAGCAGAUUUGGCUUCUGUAAUGAUUCACUACACUCUGGAAUUCUGACAGGCAGUCUUCUCCAGCUACUGUGCUCAUUACUUGAGCAAAGUUACCUGGAAGGUACAGAUGGACAAGAUAUGUAUGUGAAACUCGUGGAUAUAGUUCCCAAGAUAGCAGCUUCCUUACAGGAGCAACAUGAUGGCUCCAAAAGUCUUUAUCAGUACUUAAAGCACAAAAUUCUGAUGGUAAUGAUGCGGCUAAAACCUUACAUGCAGCAAGAUUGCUCACGUAUUGUUUGUUAUCUGAAAUUACUUCGACAGUACUUUCAUGACCUUCUUCAUGAACCUAUCUCGCAACAUAUUGCUAAACUAGAUAAUUGUUUAGAAGGUUCUCCAUUUUUACUGAACAUGGUAGAUUUAGUCGAGAGUCAGGAUAAGUCAACUCGGCACCUGCAAAGGCAAGCUAUCUAUUUGUUCCUCAGUUUUUCCAUAUGUUUGUCUUACAACAGAAACGAUGGUACACUUCAAUGUUCAUGCAAGAGGGAUGAUUGUUUGUUGGGUCACAAGGUGCAAGGCUGCAGUGAUCACUGCAGCUGUUCUGGCUUAUCAGAAAUUUCAGACUGGUUUCAAAGAUGUUACUUAGACAUGAGUUUUGAUUCAAAAUCAUCAACAGAUAUUGCCUUAUCCUUUCUGGCAUUGUAUAUGGAGGAGGAUGACAUGCUAUUCAGUAUUCUCUUACAGCUUUUUGAUGCUCCACACAUUUUCCUGAAAAUAGAUAGCAUAAAUUCUACUGAACUGAUUGGUGCAAAACUGUUCUCAAGUAUUUUCGACCCAGUUCACCUAUUCCAUCUGUUGCUUUUGCUGCUGCACUAUGAUCACAUGGUACUUGUUGAUUACCUCAUAUCUAAAGAUGUUGGUGUGCAUUGUGCUCAGUAUCUCUUAAGGUGCUUACGCUUGGUUUCCCAGUCUUGGCAUGCUUUUGUUGAUGAUUCCAUGUACUUGACAAAAAUAGAAAAGAUUGACUGUAAAAGGCAGAGGACCUCCAGGGAUAUAAGUAGUGCCAGAGCCAGCUCAAGUAACGAGUAUAAGAAUGGUUCUGGUUGUGAUAAAGAAGCCAAGAAUUCACAGAAGCUUUUCCUCGAUGCUAAAGUAUGUCUUUAUUCAUUAAAGAGAACAGUGGAAGAUCUGCAAAAGAAGGGUUUGUUCCCUUACAACCCAAAGCCUCUCCUUAGAAGCUUGGCCAGGUUUGAGGAGCUGUGUGAGCAGGGAUGAAAUUUGAGUUGCAUAUGGUGAAAAGCUACUAUUUGUAAGGUUGAAGAGUGGCAUUUUGGUAAUCAGAUAGUUAUGUUGCCUUCGUCAGUCAUUAUUUGGUUCGGUUUGAUUUAUAUAUUUGGUAAAAUUGAAAUGUAAAUGCAUCUUCCCAUCCAUGCUCUGAUCUAGAACUUGAAUUGACUACCACUUUUAUGUAAGUUGCCUGUGAGCAUGAUGUUGAAUGUCAUGUGAUGCUCCAUACAUGGAGCAUUUCAGAAAUUGGCAAGAGAAAGAUGGACACAGGAGAGAGAUGCAUGGUUGCGUGCGGUGGAUUUUGGCCCAUGACUUCAGAAGAACACGAUUUUGUUACUAUGAAGUCUUUAAAUAUAGGCAAGAAGUGGUAUAUCAUAAGAUCCACACGAUGUACACACCUUUGGAUUGCAUAAAAGGAGCUAAUAUUGAUUAUUAUAAACUGAAGGAAAAUGUUCAGAGUCAGCUGGAUAUAACGAGAGCAUGGGCAUGGUUCAUCUGGAGGAACCUGGUAGCAUAUCAUCUGGAGGAAGCUGGGCAACUGCAGACCAUAAAAGACAUUGUUUCACCCUAUGCAAGACAGAUUGUUCCCUCCAAAACAGAGGCAAUUCUUUUGGGCAUCUUCUAUAUGAUACAUGCUAGCUUUAUCCAACUAUUUGCAACAUUAAGUAAACGAAUAUCUGAAGGGUUAUUUGAACUACAAGUUUUGCAGCUCUUGCUCUUUAGACUAACCCCAAUAGGAGGUUUCAUGUUGUUGUUUCCAAGGCGUAUAUCAGCAAGAAGGUAAUGAAUUGGUAUAUGAAACUACCCCUCCAAUGCAAAUCUUUUAUGUUUUUGUUUCAUAAAUUCUGCAUAAGGUUUAAAUUCAUGACUUGUCAAAAAUUGUUAUCUGUAUCUAAUUGGUUCUGUUCAGAUGAAACUGCUUCCUUC
Molecule: messenger RNA, 3338 nt
Organism: Setaria italica (foxtail millet)
Lineage: Eukaryota; Viridiplantae; Streptophyta; Magnoliopsida; Poales; Poaceae
Exons: 15
Coding region: 381-2399 (672 amino acids)
Source: RefSeq, a predicted model, not a curated record